This is a messenger RNA of Solanum lycopersicum (tomato), 849 nucleotides long. The record is from RefSeq and is a predicted model, not a curated record. Lineage: Eukaryota; Viridiplantae; Streptophyta; Magnoliopsida; Solanales; Solanaceae.
GUUUCAAAAAAAAUAUUUUCUUGAUUUGUUAAAAUGAACUAGUAAAUAGAAACAAAUAUAACAGAAAAUAUGGGCGAGUAAAUGGGGACAAGGGAGUUUUUCGGAAUUAAAUCAUUGAAACGAUGAUUAAAUUUUGUGAUUGGAGUGAUAGGGCGGUUUCUUGAUUAGCGUGUUCGAUUUGAUGGUCGAAGCCCGCAAAGAAAAAGAUAGAAUCAAGUUUCUGGAUCGUCGGAGCCGGAGACUGAGUAGACCGGCCGGAAUUAAGCAACAGCCAGUUGGAACUGCAUCCUAUAAAUCUAGAGGUUUAGUUGGAAUAUCAAAUGCUAAAGAAAAGCUUAGAAGAACAAUUUCACCAAGAAAUGGAAGUAUUUCAUCUACUACAAAUGAUGUACCAAAGGGACAUUUUGCGGUUUAUGUUGGUGAAACAUAUAGAAGAUUUGUUGUUCCAAUUUCUUACUUGAAUCAUCCUUUAUUUCAAGAUUUGUUACAUUGGGCUGAAGAAGAAUUUGGGUAUAAUCAUCCUAUGGGAGGUAUUACAAUUCCAUGUAGUGAAGAUUACUUUAUUAGUCUCAUUUCUUUACUAAAGUCAUCAUAGACUUUAAAGUGUUGUAAACUUAUUUCAUCUUAUAGACUUAGUGAUUUUUCUGUUCUUUUAUUCCUAUCUGGAAUUCAUUGGUUCGACUCAUUCGAAUUUAUGCAACUCUCAUUUUCCCACGAAGAGUUACUUUAUUUCGAAACAUUUGAUUAAGAGAGUUUGACUAGGUCAGUCUCGAUCUAUGCAAUUUUGUAGCAUGGACUAUUCCCAAUGUAAUAUGUAUAUUCAAUAUUCAAAUAAUGUUUUUUUCUAAA